This is a messenger RNA of Strigops habroptila (Kakapo), 2560 nucleotides long. It is a transcript of the gene INTS14, whose product is annotated as integrator complex subunit 14. The coding region runs from base 392 to 1948 and encodes 518 amino acids. Gene Ontology annotation, biological process: snRNA 3'-end processing. Gene Ontology annotation, cellular component: integrator complex. The transcript has 12 exons. The record is from RefSeq and is a predicted model, not a curated record. Lineage: Eukaryota; Metazoa; Chordata; Aves; Psittaciformes; Psittacidae.
UGUGACGGACCCAUGGCGGCGCGGCGGCAGCGGGGUGAGCCGCACCGUUUCUCUUCCGCCGCCCGCCUCACUCCCCGCUCACCCCCCGGAACGCCCCGGUCUGUCCCCGGGGAAGGCUGCGCGGGGAGGCGGCGCUGAGGGCGAGAAGGGAGGGCGGGCUGGCUCCCGGCCGGGAGCUCCCCUCGGCCCCGGAGCCCCACUCUUGCUCCCGUUCCCCCAUCGAGGCUCAAACGGCCGCGCUCGCCGUUUCCAGGCCUGUGCAGCCGGUUGGUUAUGCUGCGUGUGGUUGAGGAGCAGAUCUAUUGGCUUCAUCGGUGCUAAAUCCCACGUUUGGGUGGGCAAAAGGGGGAUCACAGUUGUCCACGUCGGUAGCAGAGAGGAGCAGCUCAUCAUGCCGACCGUGGUGGUGAUGGACGUGUCGCUCUCCAUGACACGGCCGGUGUCGGUGGAGGGCUCUGAGGAGUACCAGCGGAAGCACCUGGCUGUCCAUGGCCUCACCAUGCUGUUUGAGCACAUGGCAACCAACUACAAGCUGGAGUUCACGGCCUUGGUGGUGUUUUCGUCGCUCUGGGAGCUGAUGGUGCCCUUUACGAGAGAUUACAACACGCUUCAGGAGGCCCUGAGUAACAUGGAUGACUAUGACAAAACCUGUUUAGAGUCAGCUCUGCUGGGGGUUUGCAAUAUUGUCCAGCAGGAAUGGGGCGCAGCAAUUCCUUGCCAGGUUGUUCUUGUCACUGAUGGCUGCUUGGGCAUCGGCAGAGGCUCCCUGAGGCACUCACUAGCUACUCACAACCAGCGGAGUGAAAACAACCGCUUUCCACUGCCCUUCCCCUUCCCAUCCAAGUUGUAUGUCAUGUGCAUGGCAAAUCUCGAAGAGCUUCAGAGCACAGAUUCCUUGGACUGCCUGGAGCGGCUCAUAGAUUUGAACAAUGGGGAAGGGCAGAUUUUCACCAUUGAUGGACCCCUUUGCCUGAAGAACGUGCAGUCGAUGUUUGGAAAGCUAAUAGACCUGGCUUAUACACCAUUCCAUGCUGUUCUCAAGUGUGGCCACUUAACAUCUGAUGUGCAAGUAUUUCCCAGACCAGAACCUUUCAUUAUAGAUGAGGAAAUAGACCCCAUUCCUAAAGCAAUUAAUACAGAUCUAGAAAUUGUUGGGUUUGUAGAUAUAGCUGACAUUUCUAGCCCUCCUGUCUUGUCCAGACACUUGGUUCUGCCCAUUGCACUUAACAGAGAAGGUGAUGAGGUGGGACCUGGGAUCACAGAUGACACCGAAGAUGAGAAUUCAGCUAAUCAGAUUGCUGGGAAAAUCCCCAACUUCUGUGUUUUAUUACAUGGCAGUCUGAAAGUGGAAGGCAUGGUGGCUGUCGUCCAGUUGGGGCCGGAGUGGUAUGGAAUGCUCUAUUCACAAGCUGACAGCAAGAAGAAAUCAAACCUCAUGAUGUCACUCUUUGAACCUGGUCCUGAGCCCCUUCCAUGGCUUGGGAAGAUGGCACAGCUUGGACCCAUUUCAGAUGCAAAAGAAAAUCCUUAUGGAGAGGAUGACAAUAAGAGCCCUUUCCCCUUGCAACCCAAGAACAAACGCAGCUACGCACAGAAUGUUACCGUAUGGAUUAAACCAAGUGGCCUCCAGACGGAUGUACAGAAGAUCCUGAGAAAUGCAAGGAAACUCCCAGAAAAAACUCAAACCUUCUAUAAAGAACUGAAUCGCUUACGAAAGGCAGCUCUGGCCUUUGGCUUUUUGGACCUCCUGAAAGGUGUGGCAGACAUGCUGGAACGGGAGUGCACUCUGCUUCCUGACACGGCUCACCCCGACGCAGCCUUUCAGCUCACACACGCUGCUCAGCAGCUCAAAGUGGCAAGUACUGGAGCGUCGGAAUAUGCUGCCUAUGAUCAUAACAUUGCUCCACUCCAGACAGACUUUUCCAGUAGCACCACUGAAAGAAUGUGAAGUCUCCAUUUGGGGAACUUCUAUAGAUUAACACUCAAGUGGUUCGAAUUUUCUUGCCCUGCUUACUUCUAGGGCAUGUUUAAUUACUGUUUGGAGAACUUCCUCUCAAAAUGGGGUCCCUUACCUGCAUCAGUGCUCUCUAAAGAAAUAUAGCUAGUUUGCGGGGGCUUUAGUCAGACCUGGAAACAGUAGAAAGCAUCCCAAAGUCAGUUACUGUGUUGGAUGAUGGGUGGAAGUUACUCAGUACAUGAGAGGAAAGAAAAUGCCAUCAGGCAGCAGACUGCUCAUGGCUUUUGGCCUCCCCAAAACGCAGUUACUACAUGACGGAAAUCACUGGUAAAAGUAUCCUAAAAGGCAGCUACUGUACUUUAUACAGUGACUUGAUUAGUCCAAAGAAAACGUGUGAGAAUCACUGUGCAAGAUGAGAUAAACAGCUAAUUACAGGGUGUUGUCUCUGAUUUUAUGCCCGACUUGAACGUCAGUCUGUACUGCCCUAAUGAGAGUUACCACUUGCAUAGCAGUGCUUAUGCUUGUGAAAGUAACUGAAAUCUUGUGAGACGUGUUUUUUAUUUGUGUAAUAUUAAUAAAGAGUAAUUCUUCAUUAAAAUUUAA